Molecule: messenger RNA, 484 nt
Organism: Centruroides sculpturatus (bark scorpion)
Lineage: Eukaryota; Metazoa; Arthropoda; Arachnida; Scorpiones; Buthidae
Product: hemicentin-2-like
Exons: 2
Biological process (GO): homophilic cell-cell adhesion; synapse organization
Cellular component (GO): axon; neuronal cell body; plasma membrane
Molecular function (GO): axon guidance receptor activity
Source: RefSeq, a predicted model, not a curated record
CUAACUAUAUAGAUUUUAAAAGCAUUUUUUAUUUGUAUUAGUUCCUCCAACAAUGAAUAAAAAUAAAAGUAAUGACAUAAUUCAAGAAAUGGAAGGUAAGACCGUUACUGUUGCCUGUCCUUUGGAAACUGCUAAUCCCAGUCCUGCUAUCAUGUGGCAGAAAGAUGGCUAUCCCAUCUCAUUAUCUAGUCAUCCUUUAAUCACCCUCUCUUCCAACCGAUCCACUCUAACCAUUCGUAGAAUUCGACCGAUCAAUGGUGGCAUUUAUAAAUGCCUAGCCAGUAACAUCGCUGGCCACUCUGAACAUGACACGAGAUUGGAGGUAAUUGUACCUCCAAUGAUAGUGAACACGAACAGCGAACAAAGAAAUCCAAAUAUAAUAAAGAAUCAACCUCUAACAUUGAAUUGUAAAACCGAUGGAAUUCCUCAUCCAAAAAUAAAAUGGUUUAGAAAUAACACGAUAAUCAAUUCAGAUGAUUAUUUG